AUGUCGUUCCGCCCUGGUGUCGAGACGAUCCGCUUUAGGCGGCCCACCAACAAGCCCGUCGAGAAGAAGGAGCCCGAGAAGGACCAGUUUGGUUCACUGGCUCCGCAGGGCUGGAAGAGGCGUCACCAGGGCUUGCUGCAGGACCAAGUUCGGAGGCAGCAGAAUGGGCCUAUCGUCCCCUCGUUCUCUGUGGCCCUCAGACUGCUCCUGCUUAUACGCACCACGGCGGCGAUGUACGCGAUCAUCUCGGACUGUGACGAGGUCUUCAACUUCUACGAGCCGCUGCACUACUUUGCACACAACAGCGGUUUCCAAACGUGGGAGCAGUCGCCUCAGUACGCUGUGCGCUCGUGGUUCUAUGUGCUCCUGCACGCGCCAUUCGCGUACUUUGGGCCUUGGCUGCUCGGCCUCGGUAAGAGGCAGCAGUUCUUUGCGCUGCGCCUGUUCCUCGGCGCUAUCUCGAGUGCGUGCGAGGCGGCGUUCUUCCGCACCGUCGUUGUCACCGUCAACGAGCACGUCGGCCGUUAUCUGCUCUUCGCGAUGGCCCUGUCCGCCGGCAUGUUCAACGCCAGCGUCGCAUUCCUGCCUUCGAGCUUCGCAAUGCAUGCCAACAUGCUCGCUGCGUCGUUCUGGUUCCACCCCGCGACGUCGACCAACACGGGCGUGAAGCGCGCAUUCCUCGCCACGAUUUGUGUGGCUGUCGGUGCCAUUGUCGGCUGGCCGUUCUCCGCUGCACUCGGCGUCCCCUUUGUCAUCGAGUAUGCCCUCCUUCCUGCCGGCGAGAUCGUCCCAUCAGUAGGUGACGAGAAGCUGGCCUGGAGCCAGAAGCGUCUGAGCACUCUUGUCGGCGCAAUCGUUGUAGCUGCGAUUGCCGUCGUCGUUCCCACUUUUGCCGUCGACUCGUGGGCGUACGGGCGUUUCACUUUCCCCUCGCUCAACAUUGUCCUCUACAACGUGUUUGGUGAGAAUGGCCCUGACCUCUACGGCACUGAGCCUUUCUCGUACUACUUCAAGAACCUGUUCCUCAACUUCAACUUCUUCCUCCCACUCGCGCUCAUCGCGCUCCCUGCCCUGGUGGUCACGUACCACUUUGACUUCCGCCGCCUCGGCAAGACCCAGAUGAAGCCUCGCAACGGCGAGACGAGCCCGUACAUCCUUCUCGCCCUGCGCCUCGCUCCGUUCUACCUCUGGCUCGCGAUCUUCGUCACGCAGCCGCACAAGGAGGAGCGCUUCAUGUUCCCGGCGUACCCGUUCUUGUGCUUCAAUGCGUGCGUCUCGAUCUUCCUCAUCCGCGGCUGGUUUGAGACUGCAUUCGUCGCUGUUACCAAGUCGCCGUAUCGUGCGGGUCAGUCGGAGAUGUUCUCGUGGUUCACCUUAUUGGCGGUCAUCGUACCGUCGCUCUUGUCGCUUGGUCGCAUUAUGGGACAGGUCAAGUUCUACGGGGCGCCGACGGCCAUCACCAACCACUUCCAGUACACGACGCUGCCGUCCGUCCUGGAGGAACUUGGGUACAAGCCGGUCUCUCUCCCGUCCCAGCGCCCUGAGGACGACCCAGUGUGGGACCUCUCCCCUUUCGAGGACAUGGAGGACCCGCUCCGCGUGUGCUACGGUGCGGAGUGGCACCGCUUCCCGUCCUCGUUCUUGUACCCGGAGGGCAUCGACGUACAGUGGAUUGAGGGAGCGUUUGACGGCAUGAUGCCGCGCCACUGGGACAACAGCAGCGCGUCCACGGGCUGGUGGCCACGUGACGAGACCCGAGCCAUCCACCUGGGCCGCUUCAACUCGGAGAACAAGGCCAGUGCUGAGCCCGGCACCUACGUCCCCGUUGACACCUGCAACUACCUCGUCACGCUCAACCUGCCAUCGCAGCCGCCAACCAAGGCUGAGCCGGACUACAUCUCGGACCCCGCGUGGGAGGUUGAGUUCUGCACCGAGUUCCUGGAUGCAGCGAGCUCGCACGGCUGGGCCCGCUGGAUCUGGCUUCCGGGAGGUGUUGGCGAGAAGCAGCGCGUUUACGGCCAGUACUGUCUCCUCAAGCGCGCCGGGGAGACUGAGUAA
Molecule: messenger RNA, 2058 nt
Organism: Cutaneotrichosporon cavernicola
Lineage: Eukaryota; Fungi; Basidiomycota; Tremellomycetes; Trichosporonales; Trichosporonaceae
Gene: ALG9
Exons: 3
Coding region: 1-2058 (685 amino acids)
Biological process (GO): protein N-linked glycosylation
Cellular component (GO): endoplasmic reticulum membrane
Molecular function (GO): alpha-1,2-mannosyltransferase activity
Source: RefSeq, a predicted model, not a curated record